Messenger RNA from Penicillium maclennaniae, 1299 nucleotides. RefSeq names its product 25S rRNA (uracil2843-N3)-methyltransferase. NCBI's taxonomy places the organism in Eukaryota, Fungi, Ascomycota, Eurotiomycetes, Eurotiales, Aspergillaceae. The transcript has a single exon. The coding region runs from base 1 to 1299 and encodes 432 amino acids. The record is from RefSeq and is a predicted model, not a curated record.
AUGCCUCAAGCAAAGAGUGACCGCAAAAAGACCCACGCCCCCUAUCAGCCCAGACUCCAGGGUCUCGAACCGAAGAACCAGCCAAAGCCAGCUGCACCACGCACCCGCCAACAAAAAAAGCAAACUGAUUGCAAACUCAACUCUGAAGACCAUGACUCCAGCGCAAUCGACCUCUCAAUUACCAUUCCCAUAUCCCUCCAGCAGCUUCUACUAGACGUCUUCAAAACAGCCCUGUUCACCCGGUCACCUGUAUCCACCCAAUCUACAGACACCUUAGACGCCGCUUCCGAGCCAGACAAUGCGCGUCCAGAUGCCACUGAAGGAGCCCAAUUAGACACAAAAUCACUUGUGCAAACUAUCAAAACACAUCUAUACCAGCGCGAUUUCGACUCCGCUUUUACAGAGGCGGAUGAUUCUCUCCUGCGCGUUUACGCGCUGCGAUGGAGUGCUGCGCGCGCGCUCGGUUAUGCGGGUAUCUUCAAGGCUGUUCUUCGUUACAUGCGUGCUGAGCAGGGUCUGACUGCCAAUACGCGGGUUGUGUCUAUUGGUGGUGGCGCUGGUGCCGAGAUCGUGGCACUUGGCGCUGUUUGGAGGGACCUGCAUGACGGUGUUGAGGGGUUAGGGGAUCGUCUUGAGAAGGUUUCGUUGAAGAGUAGUGAUGAGACAGAACCACCGAAGCCUGCAUCUCUUGAUGUUGUGGCUGUUGAUAUUGCCGAUUGGUCGAGUGUAAUCGACCGGCUUCAGAAAACGAUGGGUUCAUCAAAUGUACCUACUCCGAGAUCAUCGAAGCAUCAGCCGCCAUUGACGGGGUCGAAUGCUUCGGAAGGAGGGCUUUCUGUCUCGUUUCUGAGGACUGAUGUCCUUACUAUCUCGGAGCCUGAGCUGAAAGAUGUCUUGCAUGGGACCGCUACAGCGACGACUCCGCCUUCUCUACUGGUGACACUUAUGUUCACGCUCAACGAGCUCUUUUCUACUUCUAUGGCGAAGACUACUGGCUUGCUUCUGCGGAUGACUGAGUUGCUUCCGCCUGGGGCGGUGUUGCUUGUUGUUGAUAGCCCGGGGAGUUACUCGAGUCUGAAGUUGGGGAAAGAUGGGGUUGCGCAGGAGAGGAAUUACCCGAUGAAGUUCUUGCUUGAUCAUACGCUGCUUUCUGUCGCGGAGGGCAAAUGGGAGCGGGUACUUUCGCAGGAUUCGAGAUGGUGGAGGAGAGAUACCACGAGGCUUAGAUAUGAGGUUGGCGAGGGAGCGGGUUUGGAGGAUAUGCGGUACCAGGUGCAUUUGUAUAAGCGGUUGACUUAG